AUGGACAUACGUUCUGUUAAAAUAGAAAUUAUUAAAGCUAUUCACGAUUGCUCCCAAAGAGGUCUCUAUCAAACUGUUAAAUGGUUAUCAGAGUUGAAUUUCGCUCUACAUCAUGUGAAAUUGAAAGAAAGCGACAUUCCAAAAUAUAAAGAAUCGGAAGAGGAACUUGAGGAGUACUUGGUUGCAAAAUCCUAUUUUGAUAUUAAAGAGUAUGAUAGAUGUGCUCACUAUCUUAAAAAUUGCGUGUCGCAUAAAUCCAAAUUUUUAUAUUAUUACUCUUCUUAUUUAUCAAUCGAGAAGAAAAAGCUCGAUAACAUGGCUGAUACAAAUUGUCCACCUGAUCCAAAGAAAGACGAUGACUUGAGAAAUCUUGCAUCCCAACUAUUGAAAGAUAAUUUUCAAGAUAAAAUGGAUGGAUAUCUACAGUAUCUUUAUGGAGUUAUACUAAAAAAAUUAGAUGCUACAUAUUUGGCCACUGAUAAUCUUCUAAAAUCUGUUAGAGCUGAACCAAUGUUGUGGUGUAGUUGGUUUGAGUUGGGAAAAUUGGUUGAAGACUUUUCAAUAUUACCAGACCACUGGAUGAAAGAGUUUUUUAUUGCUCAUGCUUGUUUAGAACAACUGAGAAAUGAUGAAGCUCUUCAAAUGUGUGAAACUUUAGGUGCCAAAGGUUUUAAUAACAGUAUGUUUCUGAUGUCCCAGUUAGCUCUAUGUUAUCAUAACAACAGAGAACUUGACAAAGCAAUCGGCAUGUUUAGAAGAAUAUUACAGCAAGAUCCGUACAGGCUGGAUAAUUUGGAUAUAUAUUCUAAUUUACUCUAUGUCCAGGAAAUGAAAACACAACUGGCCGAUUUAGCUCAUAAAGUUGUUACUAUUGAUAAAUAUCGAGUUGAAACCUGUUGUGUCAUAGGAAAUUAUUACAGUCUACGGUCUGACCAUCCCAAAGCAGUUCUUUAUUUCAAAAGAGCUCUGAAAUUGAAUCCACGGUUUCUAUCAGCUUGGACACUGAUGGGUCAUGAAUUCAUGGAAAUGAAAAACACUAAUGCAGCAAUUCAGAGUUAUAGGAAAGCUUUAGAAAUCAAUAACAAAGAUUAUAGAGCAUGGUAUGGUUUAGGACAAACUUAUGAAAUUUUGAAAAUGUACUUCUACUCACUCCAUUAUUACAAACAAGCACAACAACUGAAACCCAAUGAUAGUAGAAUGAUUAUUGCUGUGGGAGAAAUUUAUGAAAAAUUGGAUAAAAUUGAGAAUGCUCUAAAAUGUUAUUUCAAAGCAUGUAGUGUAGGAGAUGUUGAGGGACUAGCACUGCUAAGAUUGUCUAAAUUAUAUGACAAGCUCAAUGAUACUGAAAAUGCUGCUGCUGCUUUUACAGAAUACUGCUUGAGGGAAGAGAGUAAUAAAGAUAAGGCAUAUGAAGAGCAAACAGACUUUUAUAAUGCCUUGCAAUAUUUGGCAAAUUAUCAUAUGAAUAAAGGACAGUUGGAAGAUGCCUAUACCUAUGCAUAUAAAUGCUUGGACUGUGAUGAGACAAAAGAACAAGGAAAAGCUUUGUUAAAAGAGAUUGCAGCAAAAAGAGCCGAACGAGAUAAUGAAGUUAAAAUGGUUGAGUCUGGUCAAAGAGAACCACCCGAUGUAAACAAUUCUAGUGAUAUGAAUUUUUCAGAUAUGAAUAUGGAAAAUUGAUGUACUGAGGCAGUCAUUUGUAAUAAUUGUAGGUAAUUUUCUCUUUCAACACUUUCUUUGUGCCUUUGAAACAAUUAUACUAGGUUAUGAGAUGAAAACAUCCAACAUUGAAAUAUGUCAACAGUAACAAUCUUUAAGUUGAUUCUGUCAAUUGUACCAAGUUCAAAUAAAUAAUACUUGAAAUGAA
This is a messenger RNA of Harmonia axyridis, 1867 nucleotides long. It is a transcript of the gene Cdc23, whose product is annotated as cell division cycle protein 23 homolog. The transcript has 6 exons. Gene Ontology annotation, molecular function: protein binding. Gene Ontology annotation, biological process: cell division. Bases 1 to 1680 code for a protein of 559 amino acids. Lineage: Eukaryota; Metazoa; Arthropoda; Insecta; Coleoptera; Coccinellidae. Gene Ontology annotation, cellular component: anaphase-promoting complex. The record is from RefSeq and is a predicted model, not a curated record.